Molecule: messenger RNA, 887 nt
Organism: Poecilia reticulata (guppy)
Lineage: Eukaryota; Metazoa; Chordata; Actinopteri; Cyprinodontiformes; Poeciliidae
Source: RefSeq, a predicted model, not a curated record
CCCUGCAAAAUAUUUAGCUAGCUAGCAAAAUCUAGUUAGCUAGUCUUUUGCAAGGUUAUGGAACCAGAACUGAAUCAAUUGCCUAUUUUUAUAGUUCAAGCUCCAAAUAUAUCUUACCAUAUAUACAAUCCACAUAUCAACUGGUCUAAGAAACAUGUGGAGUCCUGGUCCAUUUCCUGUCAUUGCUCCUUCCUCCGUUCAGCCGCCCCUCCGAGUCAGUCGCCGGCUAAUCGUCAGGUGGCUGACCCGCCCGAUCUCUCUGUCAUUCCACCAGAUUAUUAUGAUUUGGCUCCGGUGUUCAGCAAAUUUAGUGCUCUUUCUCUCCCUCCGCACCGCCCCUAUGACUGCGCCAUUGAUCUUCUCCCCGGAGCGCCACUGCAUAACAGUCGGCUUUAUAAUAUCUCCAAACCGGAAAGAGAGACCAUGGAGAAUUAUAUCAACGAGUCUCUGGCGGCAGGAAUCAUCCGACCAUCUUCUUCUCCACUCGGAUCAGGUUUUUUUUACUCACCCCAGCUGAAYGGAACUACGAUGUUGGUGAUAGAGAGCUCCUCGCCAUUAAAUUGGCGUUGGAGGAAUGGAGGCACUGGCUGGAAGGCGCCGAGCACCCCAUUUUGGAAACUUCCCACAGCUCUUCAGACCGCUCAGCUCCUGGUUAAGCACAUUUUCAAAUUGCACGGCAUCCCACAGGAGAUACUUUCUGACAGAGGACUACAGUUCACCGCCCAGAACCGUCAGAUAAGGCUUCUGCAUGUUGGUGUUCCCGCUAAAUCCUGAAUAUACCCAGUUUGGGUUGUCUUAGCCUUUUUAUUGCAGCUUAUGGGGUUUUCCCUGUCUGGGAACGAGAACUCAACCUACUGAAUGUGACAGGUAACCAAUCAGAAAGCGCG